AUGAAAUUUUUAACCACCAAUUUCAUUCAAUGUGCCGUUAAAGGCUGUCAAUCAUCUGACAGCUCCUUCCCUUUGAAAUACGAAGAAUGUGAGUUAGUUGCAGAAACCCAAGAAUUCAAACCAGAAUUUUUAGUUCACAUGUUAGAAAAAAUCAACUGGAGUGCUUUAGUUCAAGUAGCUAGAGAUUUAGGAAAUGAUAACUUACCUACAGAAAAACCAGAAUUGGACCCUAUAAUGGAAGAUGAUGUACUCAUAUUGAAAGAUUUGCAUAAUUUAUUGGUGGAAACCAAUAUUUUAAAUGGUAAAAUGAUUUGUAAUAAUUGUGGACACAUUUACUUCAUCAAGAAUUCCAUUCCAAAUUUCUUAUUACCACCUCAUUUAUGUAAUUAA
Yamadazyma jaroonii is the source of this 390-nucleotide messenger RNA. NCBI's taxonomy places the organism in Eukaryota, Fungi, Ascomycota, Pichiomycetes, Serinales, Debaryomycetaceae. The record is from the annotation of a GenBank genome assembly.